AUGAGCUUCCUUGUUGGUCGCCGUUUGAACUGGGCCAUCACGGCCGUCGCAGGUUCUGGUUUCCUGCUAUUUGGGUAUGACCAGGGUGUGAUGUCCGGCCUUCUCACUGGCACCGCCUUUACAAAGACUUUUCCGGAAAUCGACACCACAAGUACCGGCAAUGGAAGUUCUUCUUUGCAGGGGACAGUGGUUGCUAUCUAUGAAAUCGGCUGCUUUUUCGGUGCUAUUAUCUGUAUGCUUGUUGGGGAAAGAAUCGGUCGACGAAUGUGCAUCUUGAUUGGCAGUGCAGUUCUGAGCGUUGGCGCUGCUCUCCAAGCCACGUCGUAUGGCAUUCCCCAGAUGAUCGUCGGGCGAAUUGUGGCUGGUAUUGGCAAUGGCAUGAACACGAGUACUAUUCCCGUCUGGCAUUCCGAGUUGAUGAAGGCAAGUAGUCGAGGAAAAGGUCUUUGCAUUGAGCUAGCCAUCAACAUCUUUGGAGUCGCUCUUUCAUACUGGGUCGACUAUGGAAUGAGCUUCGUAGACAACGAUGCCCAAUUUCGCUUUCCCAUUGCCUUUCAGGUUUUCUUCGCUGUGCUCACUUUCGCUGGUAUUCUGGUACUCCCGGAGUCGCCGAGAUGGCUUGUCGCCCAUGACCGUCACGAUGAGGCAAAACAAAUACUGUGGUCUAUUCAGCCAAAUGCCGAAGAAAUCGACAUCGAUGACCCAAAGUUAAACCGGGAUAUCUCGGAAAUAGUAUACGCCAUUCAGGAAGAACGCGAGGCUGCCUCUGGAGGAAGUUUCAGAACCAUGCUCAAGAAUGGCGAACAGAAAUUCCUGUAUCGAACGCUUCUGGGCAUUGGCGGACAGUUUAUGCAACAAAUAUCGGGUAUAAAUCUUAUCACAUAUUACGCACCUGUCAUUUUCGAGGAAUCUGUUGGCCUUUCACAUAACCUGUCUCUUCUUCUUGCCGGAUUCAAUGGAAUUGCUUACUUUCUUUCCUCACUGGUACCUAUCUGGGUUAUCGACAGACUGGGUCGUCGAAAGCUCAUGCUUUUUGCUGCUGCCGGCCAGUGCGCUUGUAUGGCUAUCCUAGCUGGGACAGUGUCGAAUGGGGGCAAAUCAGCUGGUAUUGUCGCUUCUGUGAUGCUCUUCCUCUUCAACUUUUUCUUUGCGGUUGGCCUUCUGGCCAUUCCAUGGCUCUUGCCUGCCGAGUACGCCCCCCUGGCAAUCCGCACACGUGCUGCAGCUCUUGCUACCGCCUCCAACUGGAUCUUCACCUUCCUCGUCGUCGAGAUCACCCCCGUGAGCAUCAGGAAUAUUGGCUGGCAUACCUACGUCUAUUUUGCUGUUUUCAAUUUCUGCUUCCUUCCACUAAUCUACUUUUACUACCCUGAGACGCGGAACUUGUCGUUGGAAGACAUAGAUAAGCUGUUUACUGGAGACAAGAUUCUGCUUCACUGGAAGCCCAGUAUGGACGAAAGUGAGGGACCUGGUCCAUUGCCCGCUACAGAGAAGAAAUUGUAUGGCGAAUCGCUACAGGUGGAGUUUGUCAAGCACGAAAGCUAG
Molecule: messenger RNA, 1545 nt
Organism: Talaromyces rugulosus
Lineage: Eukaryota; Fungi; Ascomycota; Eurotiomycetes; Eurotiales; Trichocomaceae
Exons: 4
Coding region: 1-1545 (514 amino acids)
Biological process (GO): carbohydrate transport; transmembrane transport
Cellular component (GO): membrane
Molecular function (GO): carbohydrate:proton symporter activity
Source: RefSeq, a predicted model, not a curated record